This is a messenger RNA of Staurois parvus, 373 nucleotides long. The record is from the annotation of a GenBank genome assembly. Lineage: Eukaryota; Metazoa; Chordata; Amphibia; Anura; Ranidae.
UGGGUUGGAGCCGCACCGGUUUCUAAAAGUAGAGCAUGCACUACUUCAGGUGCGACUUGCAUAGAGCCUAGGUUCACAUCUGUGCGGAUCUGCACGAAAAUCCGUGCAGCCGCACCACCCACACAGAGAAUUGCGGACCCGCGGGCGGUGCUAGUGACAACCAAGGGCGGACUGACCAUUGGGGAACUUGGGCAGUGCCCAAGGGCCCGGGGUCAGUAGGGGGCCCAAUGAGAUGUCCCUGGCACCUUUCAUAGGCUUUUUUGGGUGUGAUUUGAGUGUGGGCGAGGACACAGGGGCCCCAUGAUCCCCUAUUGCCCGGGGGCCCCAUGAUUUGUCAGUCCACCCCUGGUGACAACACUCUGUCCAGGUCACC